Molecule: messenger RNA, 1482 nt
Organism: Rangifer tarandus platyrhynchus (Svalbard reindeer)
Lineage: Eukaryota; Metazoa; Chordata; Mammalia; Artiodactyla; Cervidae
Source: the annotation of a GenBank genome assembly
AUGGCUUUAAACUCAGGAUCAUCACCAGGUGUCGGGCCUUACUAUGAGAACCAUGGAUACCAGCCGGAAAGCUUGUACCCUCAGCAGCUGCCCACGGCUCCCCCUGCUUACGAGGUGUACCCUGCUCAGUACUACCCGCCCGUGGUACCCCAGUACACGCCAAGGGUUCAGACGCACGCCUCGACACCUGUCAUCUACAGGCAGCCCAAACCUCCGUCCGGGACAGCAUGCACCUCAAAGACUAAGAAGGUCCUGUGCAUCACCUUCACCCUGGCGGCCCUGCUCGCAGGAGCGACCCUGGCCGCCGUCCUCCUCUGGAAGUACAUGGAGGACGGGUGCUCAGGGCUGGAGUGUGGCUCCUCCGGGACCUGCGUGAGCCCCUCUCUCUGGUGCGAUGGCAUCCUGCACUGCCCCAGUGGCGAGGACGAGAACAGCUGUGUUCGCCUCUAUGGACCGAACUUCAUCCUUCAGGUGUACUCGGCACAGAGGAAGUCCUGGCAUCCCGUGUGCCAGGACGACUGGACUGAGAGCUACGGGAGGGUGGCCUGCCAGGACAUGGGCUACCGGAAUAGUUUCUAUUCUAGCCAAGGGAUAGCUGAUAACAGCGGAGCCACAAGCUUUAUGAAGCUGAACACAAGCGCCAGCAAUGUCGAUCUCUACAAAAAACUCUACCACAGUGAUGUCUGCUCUUCAAAAACAGUGGUUUCUUUACGCUGUAUAGAGUGCGGCGUCUCCGUGAAGACGAGCCGCCAGAGCCGGAUCGUGGGGGGAUCGAAUGCUAACUCGGGGGAAUGGCCCUGGCAGGUUAGCCUGCACGUGCAGGGCAUCCACGUCUGCGGCGGCUCCAUCAUCACCCCGGAGUGGAUCGUGACGGCCGCGCACUGUGUGGAGGAACCCCUUAACAAUCCCAAGAUCUGGGCAGCCUUUGCGGGAAUCUUGAAACAAUCUUACAUGCUCUAUGGAAGUGGAUACCGAGUAGCAAAAGUGAUUUCCCAUCCAAAUUAUGAUUCCAAGACCAAGAACAAUGACAUCGCUCUAAUGAAGCUGCAGACGCCUCUGACUUUCAACGACAAAGUGAAACCAGUGUGUCUGCCCAAUCCAGGCAUGAUGCUGGAGCCAACUCAGUCCUGCUGGAUUUCCGGGUGGGGGGCCACCUACGAGAAAGGGAAGACCUCGGAUGACCUGAACGCAGCCAAGGUGCACCUCAUUGAGCCCUGGCAGUGCAACAGCAAGUACAUGUACAACAACCUCAUCACGCCUGCCAUGAUCUGUGCAGGCUACCUGCAGGGCACCAUCGACUCCUGCCAGGGAGACAGUGGAGGUCCUCUGGUCACCCUGAAGAGCAGCGUCUGGUGGCUGAUUGGAGACACGAGCUGGGGGUCGGGCUGUGCCAAGGCGUACCGACCGGGAGUGUACGGAAACGUGACCGUGUUCACAGACUGGAUCUACCGACAAAUGAGGGUAACCUUUCCAUCCUCCUGA